AUGAAUACAGGGUGGCAGGACUGGCAACAACAACAUGAUGUAGCCGAGUUCGCAUCAUUCUUCUGUGGACGGCAUCGAGUUCAAGCGGUGACAGGAGAGUGGGAAGCUCGAACCUACGUCGACGGGGUGGGGCAACCAGGUGAUGCGGGGCUCAGUACUCAGCCAAUUCUCCUUGUCAUGCCUAGUACGCCACCGGGCCUUGCACCAGAGCUGAAGGUCCAAUCCCUGGUUGAUUCGUGGUAUGCUCAAGAAGCUACACAUGCCUUUACAGUUGCUCCCUCAGUUCUGCUUCUACAACUUGGACGAUUUAAAGUUGUAAAUGGCAAAGUGCAAAAAGUUCACACCUCUGUGACCAUCGACAAGGUUCUUUGGAUACCGAUUUAUGAGAAUGCCAACUUUCAGGUGGGCUCCGUGAAAUACCGACUUGCAUCAGCCAUCUGUCAUCACGGGCAGCAUCCUCGAGCAGGACACUACCAAGCUCUGCUACAUUCGGCCAAUGGACUUUGGAGCUGCGAUGACAAUAGGGGCUCUCGCCGCUGCGAUUUCGUUCCAGAAUGGAGCAAACAUAGAGCUCUGGGCUGUAUCCUUUCCCCGUUCUUCCUUCACGAGAAUGAGAAGAAGAUCACCCAAUGCAUCCGCUUGUUCAAGAAGGACCCCAGCAGCGUCGCGAAGGACCUGCUGGAGCUGAAUGACGUGAAAGGCGGAACCUCCAAGGCUAUCGCCGAGAAGCUGCUUCGCAAACUGGCAUCCCGCAAUCUUGGAGAAGUCGACGCCGACUGGAUGAAGGUCCUCUCCACGCUGGGCCAGGACGAGUUGUCCGAGGACGACAAGCUGACGCUCACUCUGAUCAUGGCGAAAAAGAGGCAAACGGAAUACCUGGCCGACAACUGGGAGGCAUUUUGCAUCAGCGAAUGGCUCCCUGCCAUGGAAAUCAAAGAUAUCUACGAUCUCUUCCAAGAGCUGCGAAAGAGAGGCGAAGCCGAAAGAUCGCCGCCCAAGCGCCGCAGAAGGGACUCCAGCGGGAACUCUGCACCUUCCGGCCACAGCCCUGCUUACGCCGUGGGUCGCCACCUCGCAGACCGGCUACAUGAAGCUUCGUCACUGGAAGACCUGCACCGUCACAGAGACAUUCUGGUGUCUUUGUACAACAUGCAGGAGCAACCGGAGACGAUGGCAGAACUGGCCGACUGGUUCCAGAAGAACUACGCCAUCAGUGAUUCGUGCUGGGCCGAAGAGGUGGACCUGACAGCUCUGGAUGCACUGCUCACCACGCUGAGCUUGAACGACUGCCCCCUCGCGAGCCCUUUCCGCACGGCCAUGGGUGAUUUGGCCAUGGCGGCGGGACGCCGGCAUCAGACCAACCAAAAGGCAGCGGCGGCUUUUCGUGUCGCCAUCGGUGCCGAACCGACUCGGCAAGAAGCCAAGGUACGACUUCUGGAUGUGCUUCUGAGAUCCCAAGCGCGCGGCGACAAAAUUAAUGCCGACGAGGUGGUUGCACUGAUGGCUUCCACAAGAACCUUGUCUGUUUGA
Messenger RNA from Symbiodinium sp. CCMP2592, 1530 nucleotides. The record is from the annotation of a GenBank genome assembly. Lineage: Eukaryota; Dinophyceae; Suessiales; Symbiodiniaceae.